GUGUGUUUGUGUGUGUGUGUGUGUGUGUGUGUGUGUGUGUGUGUGUGUGUGUGUGUGUUUAUACUUAUACGACCACUCACUCUCUGCUGUCCCUCGCAAGUUAUAGUGAUCUUUCUCUCUUAUUUUCUUUACAUCUCUCUAAUUUUCUACAUUUUCUCUCAUUUUUUUUGUUGCCAUUACCAGAAGAAAAAAAAAAUUAUUAUAUUAUGAAUUUUUUUCUUUUUUUUUGUUGAGCUCUCUUCUCUGUCUCUUUUUUCCUCACCUACACUUGUUCACAUCAGCAAUAGUGAUAACAGCAGUAACAAACAACAAUUUAAAUUACAGAUGAUUAUCAAUAUUUUGAUGAUAUUUUCAGAAUAAAAAGAAAAAAAAUAUUUCUUUUUUUUUCAACAAAAAAAAUCAGCCUAAACGUUCACGUCAUCAACUGUAUAUCUUCAUCGUCGAUACAUUUAUAUAUAUAUAUAUAUAUAUAUAAAUAUUUACAUGCUCCGAUAUUAAUAGGAAGGAACGAACAAGUUUUUUUUGUUAAAAACGGUUUGGAAGUGAAAAUAUCAUCAGAAAAACAUAAAGGUAUUGUAGAAUCUGUUUGUUCAUUUCUUGUAUAAAAAAAAAAUUGUUAACUAGUGGUAAAAUAAUUGAACAUAACAACAAGGAGUGACAAGGUCAGAUACGAAAAUUUAAUUUAAUUUUCUUUAGUAAUAUUUUGAACAGAAUCAUCCCCUUACAAACAGUUGUAGUUUUUCUGAUAUAUUGUGUAUUUUGUAUAAAUUGUUAGUCAAUUGCCGAGUCUCAGAAAAACAAAGAAAAGAAGUUGUUUGUUCAUAUCAAUUGAGAAUAUGUUUUCUUACAAAAAAAUUCAUCAGAGUUUGUUAAAAUUAUAUAAAAUGAUAAUCUAAUAACGAAUAGAUUGAGGAAUCAUUGUAUUUUCACAUAGAUUGACUGUGUCUUGAUCCCAAUAAUUUCAAUUGUUUCGUUAUAUCCUUUAGUUCUACUCAAUCACUCGCAUCUAAUCUCUCAUAAUGAGCUCAGUAAUAAAACGAUUAAAUAUUAUCCAAUCUGAAAAUAUCAUUUUAAUUUAUUCACUGUUAUUAUUGUCAACUAUUAUCAUCGAAAUUAAAUCGGCAUCACUACUAGAUAAUACAAUUGAUAAACAAACAAUUCAAGAUACGAACGAUGAUCAUCAUCUUUCGUUAAUAAAGGCCAGUGAGUUAUAUCAACAUGAUAGUAAACAAGAAAAAGUUGUUAAAUCAAGAUCUCGAAGGCAGAGUCUUGAUGCAACUGAAGCAUCAGAGCCAAAUUUUAAUGAUGUACUACGUUUAGUAGAAGAAGCUGUACCAGAUGGUGUGAUGAAUCCUUUUAGAAACAGUAAAAAUUCUGGUGGUACAUUGGUUCGUGCCACAAAAAAUCAACUAGAAUCAUUUACAAAAUUAUUAUUACAACGUUUAAGAAUUAAGAAUGCACCAAAUAUAUCAGCGUAUAAUGAAAAAUCAUCAAUACCUGGUGUAAUGAUAAAACAAUUAGAACCAGAUCAAAUACCAUCGCUACAAAAAGAUAGUAGUGCUUAUGUUCCUGAAGAUUUAACAACAUAUGAACGUGUUCUUAUACCUGGUCAACAAUUUCAUAAUCAUUCAUGUGAAAAACGAUUACGCGAUCAAGGUUUCCCGUCUAAUGAUAUUCAAUGUUAUCAAUUUUUGAAACAAAAAAGUAAAACUGCACCAUUACCAACGGAUCAAGAGAUUAAUUCCAUAAGAUUAUAUAUAAAAAGUGGCUAUUUUCAAAAUUUAAAUCAACGAUUAAUACCAGAUAUGUUUAAAAUAUACACAAUAUUUCGUCCUGUGCCAAAUGAAUUGGCAACAUAUAGCGAAAAAUUAUUAAAUUCAUUUGAAAAAAUAAAAAGUGAAAGAAUUAGUAUAUCAGAAGUGAAACGUGUUAAAGACUGGUAUGAAUUAACAUUUAAUAAAACAAGUUUGAAAUCCAUCUAUGAGAUUUUAAUGUAUGUACCAUCUGGUAUUGCCAUAAGUAAAGAUUUAUCUCUACCACAAGGUGAAUAUCCAUCAUAUUUUGAGGAUUACAUUAAUGGUGGUAGUAUUAGUAGUGGUAGCAGUAGUGAUCAAGAGCAACAACAACAAGAUGAUGCUAAUAAUGAUGAACAAGAAUAUAGUCCUUAUUUGUACGUAGAAUAUGGUGAGAAAACAGGCAAACCUCAACAUCGUCCACGUCGUGCAAGAAAUCGUCACACAUGUUCAUCAUCAAGUCCAUGUUGCCGCCGUUCAUUAACAUUAGAUUUUAGUUAUUCAAAUUCAUUAAAUUUUAUCAUUUAUCCUCGAAUAUUAGAUAUUGGUGAAUGCGUUGGGCUAUGCAAUUUAACAUCAAUAAAAGCAUCACAUAUGAAAAAUUCACCACAUCAAAAUUUAUUAGUUUUUAGUGAAACACACACGGGUGUGAAUCAUCAAUGUUGUUCAUAUUCAAGAACGGGUGGUCUCGAAUUAUUAUAUGCAACAGAAGAUAAAUCAAUUGUUCGACAAUUUAUACCAAAUAUGAUUGUUGAAGCUUGUCGGUGUGCAUUACCAGCAAUAAUUUCACAAGUAUGA
Molecule: messenger RNA, 2591 nt
Organism: Didymodactylos carnosus
Lineage: Eukaryota; Metazoa; Rotifera; Eurotatoria; Philodinida; Philodinidae
Source: the annotation of a GenBank genome assembly